ACGCCAGGUGAUUUAAUGAACGUAGUAGUGCACAUACAUGGAGGUGCGUUCAUUGGUGGCGAAGGCAUUUACUAUGGUCCGCACUAUCUUUUGGACAGCAAGGAUUUCGUUUACGUAUCGAUAAAUUACCGUUUGGGAGUAUUAGGAUUUGCUUCCACCGGCGAUAGUGUUUUGCCUGGAAAUAACGGAUUGAAAGACCAAGUAGCAGCAUUGAAAUGGAUACAACAAAACAUCGCGGCAUUUGGGGGUGACCCCAACAGCGUCACUAUCACCGGCAUGUCAGCUGGAGCAAGUUCUGUUCACUAUCAAUUGAUUUCACCAAUGUCCAAAGGUUUAUUUAACAGAGCAAUUCUUCAAAGUGGAAGUGCUUUUUGUCAUUGGUCGUAUACUGAAAACGUUUCUCAAAAAACAAAGUAUAUUGCAAGCUUGCUGGGAUGUCCAACGAAUAAUUCAGUAGAAAUCGUUGAAUGCCUUCGUUCUAGACCAGCAAAGGAUAUUGCAAAUUCAUUAAUAAACUACAUGCCAUGGAAACUCAGUCCUUUUACACCAUUCGGUCCAACUGUUGAAGUAGCUGGAUACGAGAAGUUUUUACCUGAUAUUCCAGAAAAACUCGUUCCACAUGACAUUCCUGUUCUGAUCAGUACUGCUCAAGCUGAGGGUCUUGUUUUUGCAACAUAUAUUGGCCUAGAAAAUGGCUUUAAUGAACUUAACAAUAAUUGGAAUGAAUAUUUACCACAUCUUCUUGAUUAUAAUUAUACGAUUUCAAACGAAAAUCUGAGAUCCAGAACUGCCCAUGAUAUAAAACAGUUUUACUUUGGUGACAAACCAAUAUCAAAAGAAACCAAAAGCAAUCUUUCAAAAAUGAUUUCAGAUAGAACAUUUGGAUAUGCUGCGAGUAAGGCAGCUCAGCACAUUGCUGCAAAGAAUACGGCACCUGUAUAUUUUUAUGAGUUUGGCUACGGUGGUAAUUACUCUUCCACAGGUUUUUUCGAUCCAAAAUCAUAUUCCCGAGGAUCAAGCCCGACUCAUGGCGAUGAAACCAGCUAUGUAUUAAAAAUGGAUGGUUUCUACGUUUACGACAAUGAAGAAGAUAGAAAGAUGAUCAAAACUAUGGUUAAUAUUUGGGCAACCUUUAUUAAAACUGGAGUACCAGAUACUGAAAAUUCAGAAAUUUGGUUGCCUGUUUCUAAGAAUCCAGCAGAUCUUUUCAGGUUCACUAAGAUUACUCAACAACAAACAUUUGAAGCCAGAGAACAAUCAAACCAUGGCAAUUAUGAAUUUUGGAGUAGCUUACCAUUAACAGAAUUUUUCGAAUUUAAUGUGCCAGAAGACAUAAAAACUGAAUUAUAAAUAUUGAAACAUAAU
Messenger RNA from Myzus persicae (green peach aphid), 1365 nucleotides. Its product is annotated as esterase FE4-like. The transcript is spliced from 6 exons. Bases 16 to 1350 code for a protein of 444 amino acids. The record is from RefSeq and is a predicted model, not a curated record. Lineage: Eukaryota; Metazoa; Arthropoda; Insecta; Hemiptera; Aphididae.